CCUGCAAAUGUCUUGAUAAGCCGGUGCCGAAUUACACUAAUCUUUAAAGAACCUUCACUGCUUCAAGUGCCUCACAUCUGAAGGGAAAACUUUGAAGUUUAGUCUUUUUGUUUUGUUUUGUUGUUGUUUUUUUGCUUGCAUUUUAAUUUAUUUUCACUAUUUAUUACAGAAGAGUAUACGUUUACACUGAGAAUGACUGUUAGGAGAGUGUAUCACAUUACAGCAUUCAGCUGGUAUGCGUUUAUUGUUAAGAAUCUCAACGAUAAGGAUGGAGAGGAUUUGCCACCAGGAAUCUUUGUUUAUGGAGGACCUUGGAAGUACCUCACUUUUUUGAAUUUGUUAUUGCAAAUGACGUUCUUUGGACUGGCGGCAGUGAAUGAUUUACAACCUGGGAAAAAGGCUGAGAGUACUCUGAGCAAGUUUAAAGACCUUCUCUUCUCUGUCUUUGCCUUUCCAGUGGGCACGUUCGUUGUUCUACUUUUCUGGGCAAUCUUUGCAUAUGAUAGAGAAUUAGUCUACCCAGCUACCAUCGACGCCUUCUUCCCUCCAUGGAUGAACCAUGCUAUGCACACAUUUGUCCUUCCCAUUUUACUUGGAGAGGUGCUGGUGCAGCCUCAUGUCUACCCACAGGCUAAGCAUGCACUGACGGCAUUAGGAAUCGUGGGCUUGGCUUACUUAUCUUGGAUUAUAUGGGUGUACAUGUCAGUCGGGAUUUGGGUGUAUCCUCUUCUUGGGCGCUUCAGUGCUGCUGGUCUGGUGGGCUUCUUCUUUUUUAACAUGUCUGUGGUGAUCUUGCUCUACCUGCUCGGGAACGAGGUCAACAGACGGGUCUGGGAAAAGGACAUGAACAAAAAGACAAGAGAAACAAAUUAAUUGAACCUUUCUCCCACACUGAAAUGGUCACAUGGUUCUCUUUGAAGUGAGGCUAUGCAAACAAUCCAUUCUUUCUCUUACUAAAAACAGUUUAAACCACAGGACAAAACACACCCUUGCCUAAUGCGUUACACAUUGUUCUGAUUUGAUGACUGGGUAAUGAUUGCGAUAAAGACUGCAUUCUUCUCCGCUUGUGCUCCUUGUAACACCAAUUUAGCAUUUUAGCUAAAUGUUAAAUAGCAGCAUUGAGACAGAUUACUUGCAACAAGCAGCACAGCCGUGGGUUACAAAGGUAACAAUAAAGCAAUUAGGAUCCAUGUUUAGCAUAACGCAGUUGUGUGCACCUCUGAGAUAUUCAGUGCAACAUUUAAACUGAACAUACUGCAUGUUUUAUCCUGUGAUCAUGAAAAUCUGCAGGGUGAUGUGAGAAUAACUUGUAAUCCAAAUAAGCAUUGAUUUGAUGACAUCACAAAUCCUUCAAGAUCUCCAUGAAAGUCUGUUUUUGUAUCCAUCCAUCGCUCCAGAUGAGCUCCUUGUUUCUUUUUCUUCCUUUUUUCCAAAGGAGAUCAGGGACCACGCAAGUCCCUGUAGCCUUUUAGGUGAUGGAGGUAGUUUGGAUCCGCAUCCACCAAUCCAACCGAAAGGAUCUUUGCCAACAAAUGCAAGUCAUCUUCGCUCAGAUCAUUCUGUUGAAGAAAUUGAAGUCAGAUAUUUUAUCCAAACUAUUCUCAGUAAGCUCAGCAUUUAACUUUUGAUUGCCGCUUACCAACUUGUUGUUUGCAGAGGAUUCUGGGAGCUGGGACUUUUGUGACUUGUUUCCCUGAAAAUGAUAAGAAUCAUUACACAGAGUUACUCUUUGCUUCCUUGUUACACCUCUGGGCACUCUCUAUAAAUUUUUCUGUUUGCUUCAAACUCCUUAUUAUUGAUGUAUGUCUUGUUUUGAUCUGAGCUACAUUUAAAAAAGAAAGAAAGAAAAAUAAAUAGCUGCUUACCUCUUUGAGUCCCGUUGAAAACCAAUAUAUGACGAAGAGAAGACCAGCAACGAUCUUAAGGCAAAACGAACAGCAGUCAGUAUCACACAGGUUACAGUCACCACUAGAAAACGAAAUCUUUGAAAAGUGAGCUUACUUACAGCUAAAAGACUUAAAAUAAUAUAUAAAGAGGUCUGCACUUACUCCGAUCAAGUACAACAUGUUUGCUUCUGUUGUGUCUGCCUUGUUUGUGCUCUGAUUCGUAACCUAAGGAGAAAUAAAGAGGUUCCUUCUUCUCCGAGACAUCGGACCACAAUGCGUAAGACAGGAGAGGAAAACUCCCCUAGAAGAACCAGCCGUACAGGAUAGACUGCAUAUUCGCCAAACAGGUUAUCUUAUGCCUGAAUGAAGUCAGUCGCGAGACAAAUGUGCGGUUACGCAAACAACUGCGUAAAAUAGGCUGAUUUGUGUGUAAUAAGAGCUAUCAUUAGCUGUAAGUCUUAACGCAGGUUAAGAUGAUCUCACCACAGUGACACCUAAAAACAACAGAUGUCAAAGAGUGACAACCUGCCUGUCGUCCGCUCUGUCAUAUAUUUACGCAUGGGAAACUCUUGGAAAAGUUUAACUAAACUGCCUCCUCCACCUUCAACGGCAAUGCACUGAAAUAAUAUCUAUGUUUAUCAUACUUUCAAAGUAUGCAAAAACCUGUUUUUGACUCAGCCUGUCCCCUGUUUCGUGCAAUCAGUAGUCGAUUUUAAAAUGCACCUCAGAUAGCAUUGUUUGUUUUCACUACAAGCUCAGUUUCAUUUUAAAGAGAUUUGAAUGAGAGAUGCAUACAUAUGGCUUCUUCUUUGUAUGAUACAACCUGUAUUUGUGGAUGAAAUGGUGAACUGCGUUCACGGAGAGUAUUUUCUGGAAGUGUUCCUCCCUCCAUGCACUGAUUUCCAUGACACAAUAAUGCCUGUUUUUAAUGCCUGUGUUGCCUGAGGGCCCAAAGCCCUGAGGCUGUCCAGUAUUGUCCCAUGAACACAAAGAUUUCUCCACAUUCUCUGAUUCUUUUGAUGAUACUAUAUGAUGUAAAAUCGUUCCAGCAUUUUGUUGUCCCAACCCCAGCUUUUUUGAGACAUGUUUUUGCCAUCAAAUUCAAA
Molecule: messenger RNA, 2992 nt
Organism: Pelmatolapia mariae (spotted tilapia)
Lineage: Eukaryota; Metazoa; Chordata; Actinopteri; Cichliformes; Cichlidae
Product: androgen-dependent TFPI-regulating protein
Exons: 6
Coding region: 193-873 (226 amino acids)
Cellular component (GO): membrane; endomembrane system
Source: RefSeq, a predicted model, not a curated record